Didymodactylos carnosus is the source of this 3126-nucleotide messenger RNA. The record is from the annotation of a GenBank genome assembly. NCBI's taxonomy places the organism in Eukaryota, Metazoa, Rotifera, Eurotatoria, Philodinida, Philodinidae.
AUGAAAGAAGGACCAGCUGACAUGUCAAAUGAUAAAAAGAAUAACGAUGAAGAGGAAGAAUCAAGUUCAAGUGAUGACGAUAGUGAAUCAUCGAAUACAUCAAGUUCUGAUAGCAGUGAUUCAAGUGAUGAAGAUGGCUCAGAUUCCGAAAAAAAGAAAAAUCAGCCUGAGGAUAAACCAAGUAGUGAAAUCGUUACCACAAAAGAAGAUGAAGAUGAUUCUGAUACUAAUGAAACAACACGCUUAACUCCUAAGCAAGAAUAUUUAAAAUUGAAAGAAAAACGUACAAAUUUAUUCAAAAGAGCAUUACAACUAAGAGAUGAAUUGAAGGCACUGCCAAGUACCGAUAUGGAAGCUAAAAAACGUUUAUUGAAAGAAAUAAAAAAUAUGCGUGAACGUUGUCUAGUUGUACAAACACGUAUUACAAAUAUAAAAGCACGUUUGAGUCAUAGUCCAACACCAGAACGUCCAAUAGCGACAGCCACAACCGUACCCGAACAAAUUGUCUCAAAAGAAUUGAUUAAUGAAGAGAAACGAAUAACAUCAGCACUAACUCAACCGUUCAGUUCGCAGCAUUCAUCUGGUACACAGCAUCGUAAGCCAGCUCACCAUCAUGUUCAUCCUUCAAGACGACCACAACAUCGACAAAGACCCAAAACACCGGUUUCAUCGUCUCCCAGUAGUCGAUCAAGAUCACACUCAACAUCACCGUCAAGAGAGAGAAGCACAUCGGAAAAGGCCAACACUUCUAUCAAGAGUAAACCGUAUCGUGACUUGGAUGAGCCUGGUGAUGACAUAAACUUUGAUGAUUUUGAUCAGUUUGGUGUGGGUGGAAUUCAAACAUCUGCAUUAAGAAGUCGUGGAUUAAAAGCAGCAGCAAAACCUUCACAACAACGCUCAACAACAUCUUAUUUGGAUUUAACGGAUAAUUCACCAUCAAAUAUUCGUAGUCCCACACAUUCUUCAUCUAAUUUAAGUCGUUUAUCAUUAAGAGAUCGUGCUAUUAUCGAUAGUAGUGUACCGCAUGAACGUGAUCCAACAACUUUAAUUAAACAAACGGCUUCUACAAAUCACGAAUCAUUUAAUGAACAACGGACUUCUACAAAUUCGUUUGCUAAUAUCAAAUUUCCAUAUCCUGUUAUAAACGAUAAUCGUGAUUUAGAUAGAAUAAAUCGUAUUCUAAAAGAUAGACUACGUCAGUUAGAACAAAAAUGUAAUCAUUUACUAUUUGAACAAACAAAUUCUGCGAAUAGUAAUGAACAAGAAAAUAUACAACAGCAAAUAAAACGUUUGCAAAAACAAAUUGAAUAUGUUAAUGGACGUAUUAAAAUUGAAAAAUUAAAACGAACAAAAUGCAAAACACAACGAGAAAAAGAACAGGCAAAGAAAAAAAUGCAGUUUUUAAUUAAAGAUGUACAUAAACUUCAUUCAUUUAUGAAAACAGAAAAUAGAAAUUUUUUAAAAGAAAAUUCAACAACAUCUCAUAAUAAUUCAUUCGAACACACUCAACAUUUCGAAGAAGAAAAUAAUGAUAUCGAUGUGGAAAAUGAGGAAGUUGAAGAAGAGCAAUUGUCACCAAAAGAUUUAUUAAGAGUUACUGGGAAAAAAACAAUAUUUAAUAGCGACUCAGAAGGUGAAACUGAUAGUGAAGAUAAACAAAAACAUCAGGAUGAAGUUAUGCAACAACCACAAGUACCCGUAUGGCCAUCACAAAGUGAUACACGUACAGUACCAAAUACACAAGUAUCGGAUCCAGAUUUUGCGCAAUUACAACCGCCACUCGUUACACCAUCUUCAUUUGGUCGAUUUGAUUUUUCCGUUCCACCACCGCCUAUGGGCACUCCAAUGCCUUCAACACUGAAUACAAUAAAAUCGCGUGUCACUGAUUUAUUAAAUGCUGGUCCUACAACAAAAAUGCAGAUAGAUAACAAAAAAACAACAAACACCGGAGCUACGACGAUGAACACACGAACAAACCGAAAACGUCGAAAAAAGAAAAAACAUAAUAAGAAAACAAAUAGUGCUGAUACUACAGCUGCAACGAAAGACAGUGUAUUAGACCGAAAUGAUGACUUAAAACGACAAAUCGCCAUGCAAUUACAACAAAGUUUUUUGAAUAAUUCAUUGAUGGAAAGCAAUCCAAUAUUAAAAGCCUUAACAUUUGAGGCGCAAAAAAAACUUGGCAUCAAUAUAAAUGCUAACGACAAAACAGAGGGUAUGCAAAACUUGAACGUUGAAACAGAACAAAUGGAUUAUGAUGAUGGUAAUAUUAAUCCAUCAUCUUCAUCAACCAUUCCAUCUAUGUUUCCAUUUAAUAUGUUGAAUUUCCCACCUACAAAUAACAAUCCAUUAAUGAACAGAUAUCCAUCGAAUAAUCAAUCAUCGUCAACACCUCCUAAUUUAGCUGAUAUUCUUUUAACAUUGAAUGGAAAUUCUAAUUUAUCAGCUCAACAACAGCAAUCGUCGAAUAUGGCAUUUUUUCAAAAAUUAUUUGAUGGUGCACAACCAGCACAACAAACUACACCACUUAUAGCUCCCAUAUCAAAAUCAAUUUCAUCAUUUUUCGAACAGUUUACUACACAAUCACCAACAAUACCACCAACAUUAUCAUCCACAUCACCAGAAAAGAAUUUAAUUCAAGCGAGAAAAAUUCUUAAUUCAUUAACGCAUAAUGAUAUUAAUGAAUUAUUAAAAUUAAGUGGUGAUGAACACGACGAUGAUUACGAUAGUGAUGAUAAUAAUUUAUCAAUUGAUGGUGGUGAUAUGAAUAAUUUCACAAGAGGUUUAUCAGAAGAAGAUGAUUCAUGGAUCGAUAUUGAAAAUUGGAUGGCAAAUGAAAAUAAAAUAAAACAAGAACAACAACAGCAAGCACGAUCACAAGAUGAGACUAUUAAAAAUAUUGAAAAACAACACAAUAAAAUACAAACAUUAAAAAAUACCACAUUAACAUUGACAUUACCAAGUUUAAAUCGUUUUACUCAUUUAGGAAAACCCACUAGACGAAUAGAACGAACAUUUCCAUCAUUCUCAACACAAAAAAAACAGACAGAAAACAAUGUAUCUUUUAUAUCUCCCAUAGUGCCCACAUCAUCCGUUUCAUUGAGUAUGAUACUUUAUGGUUGUUGA